Messenger RNA from Cladophialophora yegresii CBS 114405, 723 nucleotides. Its product is annotated as pea pathogenicity protein 2. The transcript is spliced from 5 exons. Lineage: Eukaryota; Fungi; Ascomycota; Eurotiomycetes; Chaetothyriales; Herpotrichiellaceae. The coding region runs from base 1 to 723 and encodes 240 amino acids. The record is from RefSeq and is a predicted model, not a curated record.
AUGGUCGACCUUCAUUCCCUCCCCCAGGGAUCCCGCCCCGAGCAAGCAAUCCGCAACAACGGCCCCAACGACCUUGCCCUCGAGCGAUACAAGCUCCGCGAAUUGGCCGAGGGCUGGCCUCUCUACAGAGACGCCUGCGAAUGGGAGAAUCUAAAGUCCAUCUUCCAUCCCGACGCGUACAUUUACACGACGUGGACCGGCCGAACGCAUCAUCUCGAUUUCAUCGCCGCCUCGCAGCGCGGAAUGGACGCCGGCGCCUUCAUCAUGCACCGCUGCCACGGCAUCAGCACGGACAUUGACAGCCACGCGACCCGCGCCGUCACCAAGAUGAAAGCCACCAUCACCCAACGGUUCGUGAUCCAGGGCUGCGAGGUCGACGCCGAGAGUGAUUGUCGGUUUUGUUUCUUUUGGAUCAGGAUGCCCGAGACCGGAGAGUGGAGGGCCCGGUAUGUGAGGCAUUGGUAUGAGAAGGACAAACUCAUCGCAGUGAACCCCGCCAAAGUCCCCAUUCUCGACGAGCACCGACUGAGACAGUUUCCCGGCGGGUAUCGCUAUCUGGCGUACUGUCAGGAAGAAACCAUGGGUGUCAAAGUGCUCAGGGACAUGCCGGGCCAUAGGCGGGAGAAUGGUGUCGAAGGUGGCUCCAAGGCGUGUGGCGAGAAGCAUGAUUUGCUGUAUUGGCAGUGUAAGAGCUGGGUGGAGGGUGGGGAGGUUGAGAUUUGA